AUGGGGUCUUCUGCUCCCAGUAGUAGGAAGUGGUAUAGUCUCCGUUGGUACUCCGACGAGCUCGACACCGCCGCCGACAGAAAGCUCAUCAACAAACUCGAUCUCCUCAUCGUACCCUAUGCCGUCUUGUCAUACUGGGUGAAGUACCUCGACCAAUCUAACCUCAACAAUGCCUAUGUCGCCGGGCUCAAAGAUGAGCUGGGCUUCAAGGGUAACGAGUUGGUCCAGCUGCAGACGUUCUACAUUGUCGGCGCGGUGACGGGGCAGAUCCCCUUCCUUUUCCUCUUCACACACGUACCUAUGUAUUGGACGAUUCCGUUUCUAGACAUUGCUUGGGGAGUGUUUACGCUCCUCCAGUACCGAGUAACUUCCUUUGCUGAAUUGGCAGCCUAUCGGUUCUUGGUCGGCUGGUUCGAAGCGGCAUUCUUCCCCGCCAUGCACUACAUUUUCGGAUCGUGGUACAGAGGAGACGAAAUCGGUCGGCGUGGAGGCAUCUUUUACAUUGGUCUCUCCCUUGGUACCCUCACGGCUGGUCUUAUUCAAGCUGCCGCGUCGGCCAGCCUGGAAGGGGUCAAGGGUCUCUCCGGAUGGCGGUGGAUGUACAUCAUCUGCGCCCUCAUCACCAUCCCUGUCGGUAUCUUGGGCUAUUUCGUCAUUCCCGGCACACCUGACCAGCCGAAUCGACGGGUUCUCAAACAGGCCGACAUUGACGGCUCAAUUGAUCGUCUGAAAAGGGCUGGCCAUGUUUCCCAUGGCAGGUUCAAGGUUGGCAACCUGCGCAAGAUCCUCACUAGCCCACACUUUUGGGUCAUCAUUACAGUCGACGUGUUGUUCUGGAACGCGGGAGACCACACGAGCGCCGGAACCUUUUUGCUCUGGAUCAAGAGUCUCGGUCGUUAUAGCACAUCCCGUGUGAACGAGCUGGGCACUAUUGCUCCUGCAUUGGGAAUAUUCUACACUAUCUUCAUUUGCUUUGCGUCAGACCUACUUCUCGGUCCUGCGUGGGCCAUUACGCUAUCAUCGGCGUGGAACGCCUUGGGUCUGCUGCUUUUAACCGUUUGGAAUAUUCCCGAGCCAGGACUCUGGUUCGCCUUCUCGACAAUUUAUGCCUCUGUCGCACUCUCAAGUGUGUUCCACGGCUGGGUCAACACCCUGCUAAGAGCUUCUCCAGAGGAGCGGGCGUUCACACUGGUUCUCAUCAACGCCGUAUCGCAAUCUUCGACAGCCUGGAUACCGCUGUUGGUCUUUCCAACUGUGGAGGCACCACGGUACCCCAAGGGUUUCGCUUUCUGUCUGGGGUGUGCGAUCGCGCUCAUUGUGGCGACACAUGGGCUGAGGCUGUAUUUCAAACGCAAAGAAACGUAA
Molecule: messenger RNA, 1365 nt
Organism: Microdochium trichocladiopsis
Lineage: Eukaryota; Fungi; Ascomycota; Sordariomycetes; Xylariales; Microdochiaceae
Product: vitamin H transporter
Exons: 1
Coding region: 1-1365 (454 amino acids)
Biological process (GO): transmembrane transport
Cellular component (GO): membrane
Molecular function (GO): transmembrane transporter activity
Source: RefSeq, a predicted model, not a curated record